Arctia plantaginis is the source of this 480-nucleotide messenger RNA. The record is from the annotation of a GenBank genome assembly. Lineage: Eukaryota; Metazoa; Arthropoda; Insecta; Lepidoptera; Erebidae.
AUGGUACGUACCGGGCCUCCAGAGGCAGCGCGCGGCGGGCGGGUCCCCGGCGUACAGCGCCUCGGACCAGCGCCCCGCCAGGCGCAGUUAAGUGUGUAUGGUACGUACCGGGCCUCCAGAGGCAGCGCGCGGCGGGCGGGUCCCCGGCGUACAGCGCCUCGGACCAGCGCCCCGCCAGGCGCAGUUAAGUGUGUAUGGUACGUACCGGGCCUCCAGAGGCAGCGCGCGGCGGGCGGGUCCCCGGCGUACAGCGCCUCGGACCAGCGCCCCCGCCAGGCGCAGUUAAGUGUGUAUGGUACGUACCGGGCCUCCAGAGGCAGCGCGCGGCGGGCGGGUCCCCGGCGUACAGCGCCUCGGACCAGCGCCCCGCCAGGCGCAGUUAAGUGUGUAUGGUACGUACCGGGCCUCCAGAGGCAGCGCGCGGCGGGCGGGUCCCCGGCGUACAGCGCCUCGGACCAGCGCCCCGCCAGGCGCAGUUAA